GCUCCUUUGUUGCGCACACAUUUAACGUCAUUGUCCUGCGACUUGGCGUGGACAGUCGAAAACAUUUUCGCUGAUUCCGAAGCCGAAAAAACAAAACAAAAAACAUGACAUUGUGUCACUUUUUUCUUCAGGGUCGUUGUCGUUACGGCGAUAAAUGCUGGAAUGAGCAUCCCAGAGGAGGAGGCGGAGAAUAUAACAAUUACAACCGGUCUUCGGCUCCGCACCAGCCCCGUGGAGGUGGUGGAGGGUAUGGCAACAGGGUCUGGGUGAAUCCCUCUCAGCAAAAAGGAGCCUUCAACCAGCAACAGCCCCCCCGCGGGAGUGGUCACUGGGGUGGGAGAGGACACGACGUGAAGAGCUCCGAAUUUAGCUUCUCUGCUCAAAACAGAUUUUCAGCACUCAACAACAAUAACAACUUUGAGAGGGGCGGAGGAGGAAGAGAAGCAACGGUAGCUAAUGAAGAAGAUGAUGAACAAAAACUAGAGAUCAUUCAGAGUGACAUGAAGACUUGGGAGAGCUCGGGCCAGUGGGGCUUCUCAUGUUAUUGUAGCUUCAAAGGACAAUUAUCUGGUUUUACUGAUCUAUCUCCAGAAGAGCUUAGGCUGGAAUAUUACUCCACUAAAGCAUCUGGAAACCUGCAGAGUUAUGUGAAUGGUGUCAAUCUGUUGCUCAGUCAGUGGAGAAGCCGAAUCCAGGAGAUCCUGCAAAUGAAUCAAGCCACUCGUGCGGCUUUACUUGCAGAACUAAAAAAUCCAGCGCAUCAGGGAUCCUCAAGUGGCUUUGGCUCAACAGCAGCUGGAUUUGGGUCUUCUUCAUUUGGUUUGGGCAGUAAAGGAUUCGGAGCAACACCAAUCCACGCAAGCACUUUCAGUUUUGCUUCUCCGGCAAGAGAUUUCGGCUCUUCAUCAGCGCCAGCAUCCACACCAGGUUUUGGCAGUGCCAUCUCAGCCCCGUCUGGGUUUGGUUCUGGUGCUCCUUCAGCUGCAUCGUUCUCCUUCGCUUCUUCAUCCAGCAACAAGCCGUCAGGUUCAUCUUCGGGAUUUGGCUCGGCCGCCGGUUUCAGCUUCUCAUCCACUGCCAACAACAACAACAACAAAGGUGCAUUUGGAACCGGUUUCGUGUCCGAGGCACCUGCGGGUAGUUUGUUCGGACAGUCGAGUGCUGCCGCAGUCUCUGCCGGAGGAGCCUCGGACAGUCUGUUCUCCCCCGAGAGCGAACUGACCCCCGAGGAGCUCGACCAGUUCAAAGCACAGAGGUUCACUUUGGGACAGAUUCCUUUGAAGCCUCCUCCUGCUCAAAUGCUGCGGGUUUGAUGCUGGAAGCCCAGUAUUUUGUGAUCAUUUAUUUAUGUAGAAUAAAUCUCAUCUGAGUGUAUGUAGUAGAUUUUUCUUAUAACUGCCAAAAGGAAAUAUAGUAUUCUCACUUUUUUGUAUUGAUUGUUUAGGGGUUAUUUUUGAACAAACAUCCAUAUAUAUAUAUAUAUAUAUAUAUAUAUAUAUUUUUUUUUAUGCCUAAUGAAUAUUGUACCUAGAGACAUUUAACAAUAUGUUUUUAAAGUCCUAUUUUUGAACUGUUCCCUUUGUGUUGCAUGUCUACAGAGAAGUUAACUUUCAAUGAGUUCUGCAGGAAAAAACAAUCAAUGUGAAAACAAGUUAGCAGUUACUCUUUCCAGGCUGACUACUAAUCAAUCAUGAUGCUCUCAGUGCCAAAUGUUUCAUACUUUGGUCAAAUUAAAGUGUGUGUCCCCCUGAUGGGUAUUUUA
Molecule: messenger RNA, 1762 nt
Organism: Phycodurus eques (leafy seadragon)
Lineage: Eukaryota; Metazoa; Chordata; Actinopteri; Syngnathiformes; Syngnathidae
Gene: nup42
Product: nucleoporin 42
Exons: 7
Coding region: 105-1313 (402 amino acids)
Cellular component (GO): nuclear envelope
Molecular function (GO): metal ion binding; nuclear export signal receptor activity
Source: RefSeq, a predicted model, not a curated record